This is a messenger RNA of Corythoichthys intestinalis (scribbled pipefish), 14783 nucleotides long. Its product is annotated as growth factor receptor-bound protein 10-like. Gene Ontology annotation, molecular function: insulin receptor binding. The record is from RefSeq and is a predicted model, not a curated record. Gene Ontology annotation, biological process: insulin receptor signaling pathway; negative regulation of insulin receptor signaling pathway; negative regulation of Wnt signaling pathway. The transcript is spliced from 18 exons. Lineage: Eukaryota; Metazoa; Chordata; Actinopteri; Syngnathiformes; Syngnathidae. Bases 334 to 2133 code for a protein of 599 amino acids.
GUUAAAGAGGUGUAAUAUUUUUUUUUAUUUAAAUAUGAAAUUUUAUAUGACUUUAUUAGAAGGAAUCAUUACAUUCUCUCUUUUUGUCGAGCUUCCGGUUAUGGCUAUCACGGAGUCAAGCUUGGAGGAUUUCUUUCAUUUUGGGAGAUAGAACACAAGAUGGCAGCAUCUCUUAACUUCAAGAUUAUAUUGGCGUCAUAAAAUUUCAACUAGUUCUCCAUUCACUCUUCAGCUGUACUUUUACACGAGGCUGCCUUUUAGAUUACCAACAUGAAACUUAAUGGUGCUGACGACACCAGUCGUUCCCUUCCAAGGGGGUGCUGAACCAACAUUAUGGCCUUAGCGGGAGGCCCUGACUACUUCCUGUGCCACUCAAACUAUCAGGAGGGCAUGGACCGCAGUUCCUCUCGCAGGCCUGAGGAGCUGAUUGUUCCAGGCUUUCAGCGUUCAGCCCAUCCAAACUUGCCACAUCACCAUGAUGACGAUGUGGAUUUGGAGAAGCUCGUCAACGAGAUGAACUCCUCCAUGGAGAGCGUUUACUCAACACAGGCAGACACGGCACUCAUCCUCAACAACGGACACGCGGCCCCCCACCACCAGCACCACCUGAUGCAUGUUCCCUUUGUCAGACACGGCCCAGCUGCACGACGUCACACGCCCCCCUCCAUACCCGCCAGGGAAAGGUUGCGGCACUCUCAGCCAAUGCACAUUCAGGCUGUCAGGUGCCUGCGGGAUGAGCAGCAUCUGCGUCCUGCUUCGCUGCCUGCUAUUCCCAAUCCUUUCCCUGAGCUUUGCAGCCCGACUGGCUCGCCAGUUCUCAGCCCCACCGAGGCCUCUGACCAACACAUAGUGAAGGUGUGGAGCGAGGAUGGGGCCGGGAAAGUGGUGGAGAUCCCGGCGGACAUGACAGCCAGAGACGUGUGCCAGCUCCUGGUCUACAAGAGCCACUGUGUGGACGACAACGCUUGGACGCUGGUGGAGCACCACCCCAUCCUCGGCCUAGAGAGAUGCCUGGAGGACCACGAACUGGUGGUUCAGGUUCAAGCUUCCAUGAGCAGCGACAGUAAAUUCCUCUUCAGGAAGAACUAUGCCAAAUAUGAAUUCUUCAGGAACCCCCUGAACUUUUUUCCAGAGCAGAUGGUGGCUUGGUGUCAGGAGUCUGAUGGCACAAUCCCUCAAUCACAGCUCUUACAGAACUUCUUGAACUCAAGCAGUUGUCCAGAAAUUCAGGGCUAUCUGUACAUGAAGGAACCUGGACGCAAAUCCUGGAAGAAACUCUACAUGUUCUUGCGACGUUCCGGCCUCUACUUCUCCACUAAAGGAACAUCCAAGGAGCCCCGACACCUGCAGCUAUUGUCUGAUCUGGAAGACAGCAACAUCUUCACUAUUAUCACCGGCAGAAAACUACACAACGCUCCCACAGACUACCAGUUCUCAAUCAAGCCCAGUAAAGCAAGAAGUGACUGUAAGGAGCUGAAGAUGUUAUGUGCUGAAGAUGAGCAGAGCAGGACCUGUUGGAUGACUGCCUUCAGACUUCUUAAGUAUGGCCUUGUCCUGUAUAAGAGCUACAGCGUCCCACAACAGAGGAAGACAAAUCUCUCGCAUUUCUCCACGCCUGUGCGGAGCGUGUCAGAGAACUCCCUGGUGGCGAUGGACUUUUCGGGACGGACUGGCCGUGUCAUCGACAACCCCGUAGAGGCACAGAGCGCUGCCCUGGAGGAGGGACAGACAUGGAGGAAACGGAGUCAGCGUAUGAAUGUCCUGGGCAGCCCGUCGCCCUUGCACCCAUCUUCUCUUAGCACAGUCAUCCACAGGACGCAGGUUUGGUUUCACGGUCGCAUCAUGAGAGAAGAAGCCCACAAAAUGAUCAUACAACAAGGCCAAGUAGACGGGUUAUUCCUGUUGCGGGACAGUCAAAGUAACCCUAAGGCCUUUGUGCUCACCAUGUGCCACCACCAGAAGAUCAAGCACUUCCAAAUUCUACCGUGGGAAGAAGAUGGCCAAGUUUUCUUCAGCCUGGACGACGGCGCCACCAAGUUCACCGACCUGAUCCACUUGGUGGAGUUCUACCAGCUCAACAGAGGAGUGCUGCCCUGCAAGCUCAAACACCCGUGCACCGCCGUGGCCUUGUGACAGUCCUCCUUCUCUGCACCCCUUUCAAUUUUUGUGUUUGCACACCUCCCUCCUUCCCAAACCACCUAUCCGCCCCGGUGAAGAAGCGAGCCCAGCUUUUCUCCGCCUUAUUGCUUUUUUCGGAGAUUCCAACGGGCGUCAAAUGUCGCGAAUCGCCGACUCCUUUGCCACGGAAGCUCGCCGACGACAACUCUCCUUCUCCGUAACCUGCCCCUUAUACCCCAGGCCUGAUAAGCUGUGGUGCAGGAAGCGCCACCAUACGUCUUCUUCAUUGAUCAUCAGGGAUGGAGGGGAAUCCCUCCGGAUCCGGAGCGAACUUUGGAUCCGAGAGGUUUUCUCAACCUGUGCAGUCCAGUCUGGAUAAGCUGACACCGUGACACCGCCCGCUCCACCAAAACCAACCCCGUUCCCACCGUAACCCGCCCGCCCUACGUGUGUGGCUCUACUGCUGUGUCAAGGAUCAAGUCGAGCGUGAGGAGAAGGAUCUAAACAAGCGGAGAUUUAUCAGAAAGGACAAAGGAAUGUUUAUCAGGAAGGCCGUGACGAGCCUCUUUUAGACUUGAUUACUUGAUGUCAUUUUGAUGCUGUUUUAUUACUGUUGAUUCAAUGCAGAACUAGUUUGCACUUGCGCGCGGGGGGAGGGGGCUGGCACCAGUCAAUCAUCAUCAUCAUCAUCCUCCUCCUCUUCUAAAUGGGAGAAACAUACAUUUCAAUCUCCAUCCAUCUACGUUGAUGGGAUUAAAGGGAAAGACAACACGUUGCAAGGAUAUAAAUUGCAUAUUUCUUAGACCUCUGUUAAUGAUGAGCACAGCCGUUUUGGAGGUUGGUUAUACCCAAGCACAUACACACUGAUUCUCGAGCACAGGUGCGUGUGAUAAUGGGUAUUCAUGAGGAAAAGCGGGUAAUUUGAGAUACUCAUAUUUAAUUGGCUAAAAUCGUACCGCAUUGAUAAUCAUUUUAGGCAGACACUCACAAUCUGAUGUCCGCACAUGCAAACGCUAUGUCUCAUUAUUAUAAUAGAAAUAAAAUUGAUUACCGUAAUUUUCUGUUUUAAGGAGCACCUGAUCAUAAGCCGCCACCCACCGAAUUUGACACGAAAAUGGCAUUUUUUCAAAGAUAAGCCGCACUGGACUAUAAGCCGCAUAAACAUGUCCUCACUGGGUUAUUUACAGCAACAGUAACAGUAACAAUUUAUUUGACAGUGGCAUCAUAAGGCCAAAUAAACCCCAAGAAGCUUUGAACCAAUUGGCUGCAGAGCUUCACUUGGCCAUCAUUGCUCCCUUGGGGGAGACAGUCAACCUCUGCUGUUAACACUGUUGUCAUCCAUCAUGCCUCCUAAAAUGCACCGCAAUGCUACAGAUGUAAAUUACAGUCGGGGUGGCGCGGCUCAGUGGUAGAGUAGUUGUCCCCCAACCCGGAGGUUGUAGGUUCGAUUCUCCGCCCUGAUGAACUCGUCUAAAUGUCCUUGAGCAAGAUACUGAACCCCACGUUGCUCCUGGUGCUGCGUCACCAGUAGGUGGAUGGUGAGAUAGUGUAAAGCGCUUUGAGCGCCUUGAAAGGUGGAAAAGCGCUAUAUAAGUAUAACACCAUUUACCAUACAGUCAAAAUUCAUGUUCUGUGAAAAUGAUUUCUUCAGUUACUGUUCUAGUUGUUUCAUUCAUUGCUAGUUAUGGAAUUUGGUAACACUUUAUUUACAGUGGUGCCACAAGACUGUCAUAAGACCAUGAUAAUUAUGCCGUGAGCAUUACUGAAUGCUCAUGACAGAUGUCAUUUUGUGUCAUCCGACAAAUGGUCUCGCUUUUGAAUGAAUGUAAAAGAAUCCCAGCUGGACAUAAAUGGAGUUAGUGACAUAAUUUAGCAAAGAACAUCAAUUUUGAGUGUAAUUUACAUCUGUAGCGCUGCAAUGCAUGCUAUGAAGCAUGUUGGACGACAACAGUGUUGAUAGCAGAUGUUGUCUCCCCCAAGGUAACAGUGAUGGCCAAAUGAAGCUUUGCAGCCAAUUGGUUCAAAGCUAUUAUCCCAAAUAAUCGAGCAAACAAGCCACACUGGAAUAUAAGCUGCAGGAUUCAAAAUGAGGGGUAAAAAGACAAAAUAUUUCCUUUCAUUGUUUGCAAUAGACGUCCAAUUUAUUGAAAUUGGCUGACCAAUUGGCUGCAAAUCUUUAUUUGGCCAUCAUUGCUCCCAUGGGGGAGACGGCAAACCUCUGCUGUUAACACUGUUGUCAUCCAUCAUGCCUCCUAAAAUGCACUGCAAUGCUACAGAUGUAAAUUACAGUCAGAAUUCAUGUUCUGUGUUAAUUAUUUCUUCAGUUACUGUUCUAGUUGUUUCAUUCAUUGCUAGUUAUGGAAUUUGGUAACACUUUGUUUGACAGUGGCGCCAUAAGACUGUCAUAAGACCAUGAUAAUUAUGCCAUGAGCAUUACUGAAUGCUCAUGACAGAUGUCAUUUUGUGUCAUCCGACAAUUUGUCUCGCUUUUGAAUGAAUGUAAAAGAUCCCAGCUGGACAUAAAUGGAGUUAGUGAGAAUAAUUUAGCAAAGAACAUAAGUUUUGAGUGUAAUUUACAUCUGUAGCGCUGCAAUGCAUGCUAGGAAGCAUGUUGGACGACAACAGUGUUGACAGCAGAGGUUGUCUCCUCCAAGGAAGCAAUAAUGGCCAAAUGAAGCUUUUUCAGCCAAUUGGUUCAAAGCUAUUAUCCCAAAUAAACGAACAAACAAGCCACACUGGACUAUAAACGGCAGGAUUCAAAAUGAGGGCAAAAAAGUAGCUGCUUAUAGUCCAAAAACUACGGUAUCAAGAAAAAAAUAUUUCCUUUUAUUUUUUGCGAUGGACGUCCAAUUCAUUGAAAUUGGGAUGACUGCCUGUGAAUGCUCAUCUUUCAAUGCCACUGAUGGUGCGAAACCAAUCCAUGGCAGCCAAUGAGUUAAAGCGGAAGUUGAGAAUUUUUGACAUUAGGCCUUAUCUUCAAGUUAGCGGGGUUUAAUUAGUCUGUGGAGUUGAUUUCAACAAAUUCCGUGCAGUAUGUUAAUUAUUAAUUUCAGUGCUUCGGAGUGGCUAAGCUAGCGCGAGUCAAUGGUCCCUUCCUAGCAUGCCAAUAAAAUAACGAUACGAACAGAUCUAACAUAGUCAAAUAAAUUCACAAUGCUGACCGUUGUUCAAAAUACCCAUGUGGUUAAAACAAUGUCGCACCCAACUGCUGUAAUUCAAUUAUUUCUACGGGACUAUUUUUUUAGACGUGUAAUGCGACCACAAUAAAGAGGAGUGCUUCGGCCACUUGUACCAAUGCUGCUUUCGAGGAAGGUGGGAAGUCGGACUUAUCCAUCCUUGGAUGGUACCAGUUGCGACCUCAAGGCGUUCCAAGCGUUUAUUUUGACCAUCAAGACAUGUUGACCUCCAGCAAACAUGGUUUCUCGUAAGUGACCAAAUAGCAGAGGAAAAACUACAGCUAAGGUAAAUAGACACUGUAAACUGCCUUCAUUUGUUUUCCUAUUGUUGUUAAACUACUACUAGCAGCGCAUUUUGUCGAAUGACGUCUGAUUGAAGCAACUCGUGAAUUUGGGGUACUUUUUUUCUGAUUUCGUGACCAGUUUGAGUGGCGUUCCAAUGAUAUUUAUCCUGGUCUGAGGUUGUAAAUCUCCCGAUUUUCCACUUUCCUCGAAUUCAGCGUCAGUCCACAGUCUUGACUGACAACCUAGUGAAACGUGCAUUUAGAGGCUGUGGAAACAGAAGAAAUGGGCAAAUUAGUUUCCACAAAUUCUCUACGAAGAACGAGGAACAAUACAAAGUGUGGAUACUUGCUGCCAGCUACGACAAACACACCGGUGCAAAAAAAAUAUCACUCCGCUCUGGGGCCUGAUUAUUGCUUAUUACAGAUAUUAUGCGGCAAAUUAUGUCACUACCUCCAUUUAUGUCCAGCUCGGAUCUUUUACAUCCAUUUAAAAGUGAGACAAUUUGCCGGAUGACACAAAAAGACAUCUGUUAUAAGCUUUUAUUAAUGACCAUGGCAGUGUCAUGUCAUAAUUAUGAUGGUCUUAUGACAGCUUUAUGGCACCACUGUCAAAUAAAGUGUUACCGAGUACCAUAGCUUGCAAUAUAUGAAACAACUGGAACAGUAACUGAAGAAAUAAUUAGCACAGAACAUGAUUUUUGAUUGUUAUUUACAUCUGUAGCACUGCAGUGCAUGCUAGGAGGCAUGUUGGAUGACAAUAGUGUUGGCAGCAGAGGUUGACUGUCUCCAACAACGGAGCAGUGAUGGCCAAAUGAAGCCUCAUGAAGCAAUGAAGCUUUGAACCAAUUGGCUGCAAAGCUUCAUGGUGGUUCAUUUGGUCUUAGACAGUCUUAUGGUGCCACUGUCAAAUAAAGUUUUACCGGUUAAUAUCUUUUGGUGUAAAUAUCCCGUAAUACAGUGAGGACAGCUGCGGCUUAUAGUCCAGUACGGCUUAUCUAUGAACAAAUGCUAUUUUCAAGUCAAAUUUGGUGGGUGGCGGCUUUUAGUCAGGUGCGGCUUAUAGUCCGAAAAUUAUGGUACAAAAUGUUGUUCAUCCUGCAAUUAUUGACAUGCGAUUGUAAGUUUUAAUAACUUCAUCCUGAAAAAAUAGCCAACACUAUUGAUUGCAUGGGUCAUCAGUGAUUUUCAUGCGUGCAUAUGUUGUUUUUUAUUGGCAUGCCAGGACAGGCUCAUUGACUCGCGCUAGCUUAGCCACUCCAUAGCCCUGAAACUAAUAAAUAACUAACUAACUGCACGGAAUUUGUUGAGAUCAAACUCACUGACUAAUUAAAACCCCGCUAACUUGAAGAUUAAGCAUAAUGUCAAAAAUUCUGGAUUUAGACAUAAAUCAGAAAUUUCUAUUGGGGAUGGACUUGGACAUGAUAAAGUUGUCUUUCCCUUUAAAAAAUAUAUAUAUUGGUGAGGGGGACAGAAAUAGUCACGUGAUGAUGCAGUGCCUUUUCCGAAAGGUUUGGGAACAUCAUAGAGCGGUGGCCACACUACUGUAUUCGACUGCGCUAGAGAGGAGGAACGUCCGAAAUCCGCCGACAACUUUUUGAAAUGAAAACGGCUUCAUUUUUGGGCUUUGUGAAUGUCUGUUCUUAGCCGGAGCUUGCACAUUGAUAGCGAAAGGUCGGGAAGCAUCCCCGCGGCCCCCCGCCCCGCUUAGAAGAGACAAAUCAAAGAAAAGCACUCCCAUUUUUUUUUUUUUUUUUGAAAGUGUGGAAAUGAACAAAAAUAGACUUGAAGUGUGAAACUCAGCUGAUGCGCAUCAAACACACAAUCAAAUGAGCUUCACUUGCCUUAAGUGAAAAUAAUGAGCCUUGUAUAUAAUUGAAACGUAUGAAGAUGCACACACAUCCCAUUGACGGCGAUGGGCGUCCAAUUUGUUGAGACUGUGAGAGUCAAAAAUGAAUUGGACGUGCAUCGUCGUCAAUGGCAGGGAAUGAGUUAACAAACAUUUUCGGGGGGAAAUGGAUGCCACUGUCGCGACUAUAUGCUAAUCAUACCUAGGCAUGUGCCGGUAUGAGAUUUUGACGGUAUGAUAACCUUAAGCAAAAAUACCGCAGUUUCAAUCACACUAUUGCAAUUAUAGAUCUAAAAUGUGUUAUUUUGAGAUGUAUGGGUUUAAAAACAAUGUCUAUUGAACAGGAUUUUACACAACAUAUUUAAAAAUUGGAAUAUCAACAUGAACAUAAUGUUAAAUAACAAAAUAAAAUUUAAAUGACUAGAACUUACAGACUAAACCCACAUCCACAGCUCAAAAAAAGUAACUGAACUUAAACAGUAUAUGAUUGAAUUGAUUUUGUGUAAAAACACAUACCACUACGACUAUUGAUAUUAAUUACCGUAUAGGCCCGAAUAUAAGACGACCCCCUCUUUUUCAAGACUCAAGUUUGAAAAAAGACUUUUUGAACACCAAAUUAAUUUUUAUACAGAAAAUAUUUACAGUACAUCCAAAACAAAUGAUGAUAACAAUAUAUUUGAGAAAAAAAGCAUGUUAUUUUACUUCCUUUCAAUAAUAUAAUAUCUAAUAUAAUAUCUGAACAUUUAAAUUAGGGCUGUCAAACGAUUAAAAUUUUUAAUCGAGUUAAUUACAGCUUAAAAAUUAAUCGUAAUUAAUCGCAAUUCAAACAUCUAUAAAAUAUGCCAUAUUUUUCUGUAAAUUAUUGUUGGAAUGGAAACAUAAGACACAAGAUGGAUAUAUACAUUUAAACAUACGGUACAUAAGGACUGUAUUUGUUUAUUAUAACAAUAAAUCAACAAGAUGGCAUUAACAUUAACAUUCUGUUAAAGCGAUCCAUGGAUAGAAAGACUUGUAGUUCUUAAAAGAAGAAUGUUUGAUGAAAGUUAUAGAAAUUUUAUAUUAAAACCCCUUUUAAUGUUUUCGUUUUAAUAAAAUUUGUAAAAUUUUCAAUCAGAAAAUAAACUAGUAACCCGCCAUUGUUGAUGUCAAUAAUUACUUACACAAUGCUCAUAGGUGCUGAAGCCUAUAAAAUCAGUCUUACCCAAGCGCCAGCAGAGGGCGGCAAAACUCCAUAAAACACAACAAGUGAGUGUUUCACUGUACUGUCAUUUAAAUCUGUCCGAGCGGGGCAUCUGCGUUAAUUGGGUCAAAUAUUUUAACGUGAUUAAUUUAAAAAAUUAACGCCCGUUAACGUGAUAAUUUUGACAGCCCUAAUUUAAAUAUGUAAACCAAAGUGCAAUCACAUUCGUAAAUGAAUGGCUUCUGGUUUUUUAAAUGUAAUUAAACCAAUCUAUUGUGAUAAAACAACAAAAUUGCAAUUACUGCAUUAACAUCAAAGAAGUCUAACUGUAACUUUAGUCUUGAAACAAAUCUGAAUAAGGAAAAACAUUGCAAUAAAGCAAUGCAAACUGGUUAAACUUGACAGUAGCUGAGAUCUUUCAUGACAGAACAUCGCUUCAAUGAUAUCUGGCGCCAUCUAGCGUCGUGAAUGGGGAGAGUAGCUGAGAUCUGUCAUGACAGAACAUCAUAGAACGCAAAUAUAAGACGACCCCCUCUUUUUCAGUCUUAUUUCAAUGCAAAAAACAUCGUCUUAUAUUCGGGCCAAUACGGUAAUUAGUUGGAAAGCAAGAGACAGCGCGUGUGUAUGACUCGUAUCAUUAUUUACACAUUAUACACACACUCAACUAGGGCUGCAGCUAUCGAUUAUUUUAGUAGUCGAUUAAUCGAUGAACUAGUUAGAUCGAAUAAUCGAGUAAUCGGAUGAACAUGAAAAAAAUUUAAAUACCUGAGCUGGGCCUCAAACAAUAUAAAGAAAUAAAAAUAAUAAGGGUCUGCAUAUGUACAACAAAAGAACAAUUGGCUAACUUACAUAGCAAAAGUCAACUAGCUUAAAUGCUAUAAAAUAGUAACUUUAAAAAAAUUUUUUUUUUUACAUUGCUCAUAAAAGGUUCAGACAUAUAUUCCCACAAAAAUUGGCUAAAUAUACCUUUAAACUAAAUGACGAAUGCAUUAAAAAACAUUAGCUCAAACAAACACCUAGCUUCUGUUGGUCUUAACAGCGAGCAGCUGGAUUUGGCCAUGUAAAAUGAAGCAGAAUAGAGAGCAGUGUAUCCACCCAAAUCAAUGAAACGAAAUGCAAACACUUUCAAAAACAAACCAUUACAACUUAAACGAAUACUCGAAACAGCAAAAUGUAAUUCGAAUCUUUUUUUCUAAUCGAAUACUCGAGUUAAUCGAUUAAUCGUUGCAGCACUACACUCAGCCACCCUCUCCGAACACAGAAAGUCGGCAGAGAGAAAAAAACACCACAGGCUGUAUUAUGAAAAUGUUAUUUAAUUUGAACAGAUGUUUACAAUGGUGGAAAACUUUACAAAAGUUGGCUAAUAGUAGCGAGGAAACUAGUUAGCCAUCUUGGCAUGCUAACUAGCCAGUAGCCAUGUUAUCUGCUUCGUUAGCAACGACGGGACAUAAAAAUUGCUAAUAUCGUACUACGGUAUGACGGAAACUUUUAGUGGUUUUGAAACCGUGACAUUUUCAUACCACGGUUAACCUAAACCGGUAACCGGCACAUGCCUAAUCAUACCCAAAUCUGUUGAUAGGCUCGCAUCAGUAUUUCAACAAUGGACCAACAUUUGAUUCAUUUUCUGGGAAAUGGAAGUGAAAGAAGGUUCUACUUAUUUGAUAAAUGUCAUUGUGCUGAUUCCGUCAUUUUUUUUCUUUUUAAAGAAGCAAUCCAAAUUUUGUAGUUUUAUCAGUUCUUGUGUACCCCCCCACGCUUUAAUUCCGCCCCCCUCAAAUCCAUCUCGUACCAGAGUUUAGCACAAAGGCACGGAGACGUGUCACUUUGCCCCAUGUGACCAACCGGGGCGGACUCUGUCCCGGGAAUGGAUAAUGCUUGAACCCCCCACCCUUGCCCACCUGUGUCCAGCCUGUAAGCUAUGAGCCUGUGGUGAAUAAUUGCGUGUGCGCAUGAGAGAGCGUGUGGUUUGUACGGCUCGACUGUUAUUGUAAACUGCUGGUCAUCCGACUUGCCUUGUAGAGAUGGAAAAGGAAGGUCAGGAAAGUCAAGCGAUGCCUUAGAUUCACGUGUUAUAAGGAGAGGGGGGAGCUGAACCACAUCACUAGACAUCAGUGGGCACGAUUCCUUACCCCCGAUUAAUUUGAAAUCACUGUGUUCAACAUGAAAGAGCCAUCGCGCAUGAAAGGAAAUGUGUACUACCGGAAUUUGAAUUUCUAACCCUGAUUUUUUCCCCCCAAAUUCGGGAUAAACAUUUUAACACGGAAUAUUUUCUGCGACAAAAAUCAGUAGUGAAAAUUCAGUCGCCAAAAAUUUUGAAGCAAAAAAUUCAGUUGCAACAUCCCUGUAACCAGGGAGAACUAAUCGAUCCCAGUUUAAUUUCAUCAAGACUAGGGUUGGGUGUCAAGCAUCGAUGGGAUCCGAGACUAACACUCCCAGAAGCGUCCGAUUUUUAAAAAUUUCGAUUCCAACUUUCGAUGCCCUGACUGACGACAGGAAAAAACAAGAAGAAGCCACAUGAAGACGAGCUCCGUUACGAGUAGGGUUGUUCCGAUCAUGUUUUUUUGCUCCCGAUCCGAUCCCGAUCGUUUUAGUUUGAGUAUCUGCCGAUCCCGAUAUUUCCCAAUCCGAUUGCUUUUUUUUUUUUUUGCUCCCGAUUCAAUUCCAAUCAUUACCGAUAAUUUUUCCCGAUCAUAUACAUUUUGGCAAUGCAUUAAGAAAAAAAUGAAUAAAACUCGGACAAAUAUAAACAUUAGGCCUGCAGCUAUCGAUUAUUUUAGUAGUCGAUUAAUUGAUGAACUAGUUAGUUGGAAUAAUCGAGUAAUCGGAUAAGGAACACAAAAAAAUUAAAAUAGCUGACUUGAGCCUCAAACGGCAUAAAAAAAUUAAUAAAUGAGGAUAUGUGUGCAACAAAAGAAAUAUUGACUAACUUACAUAGCAAAAGUCUGCAAGUUUAAAUGCUAUAAAAAUUUACAAUACUCUUAACAAAUAGUUUAAACACAUAUUCCCUCAAAAAACUAACCUAACCUAAUUAUACCUUCAAACUAAAUUACAAAUGCGUUAAGAAAAAUAUUAUGUCAAACAAAAAGCUUAUGUUGGUCUUAACAGGGAGCAGCUGGAUUCAGCCAUGUGAAAUGAGGCAGACUAGAGGGCAGUGUAUCCACCCAAAUCAAUAAAACUAAAUGGAAACACUUUCAAAACAAACCAUUACAACACCACUUUAAUUAAACGAAUAAUAAUAAUUAGAGCUGGGAAUCUUUGGGCACCUAACGAUUCGAUUACGAUUCAGAGGCUCCGAUUCGAUUAUAAAACGAUUAUUGAUGCACCCCACUCCUUUUUUUUUUUUUUUUUUUAAUUUGUUUUGUACAUUAGUUCCAAAAUUGUUCAAAAAUCCUCUCAGACUAAACCAAACUACUAUUUCAGUAUCAAGUUAACAUGUAGCAGUAAACAAAUAUACAAAAAUAACAGUAAAUAAAAAACUCCAGUCCCCAUUCUAUAUCAGCAGCUUUAAACUACUUUCAAUUAAUUUAAUGUUGUGAAUCAACCGUUAAAGUUGUUAAAAUUGCUCCUGUUAUUCCAUAAUUUCUCUUUUGUCUACUUUCAACAUGUAAAAGUUUUAAAACUAUUUUAAAGAUAGAUUCAAGUCAAUAUUUUACCGAUUUAGGAGUAUUUUAGAUAAAAAGUUAAUUAGGUUCGCUUGGAAGGUUCGCAACAACAGCCUUGCAGGGAAGUGUACUGCUUUAAGAUGGCGGCCGUUACUAACGCCCGCAUCUAGUUUUUUGUAGAUGUGCUGGUAACGAUACCAAAGCUAUAAUGCAUCUAGUCCUAUAUAAAUGAUAUCUACCGUAACAUAAUGUGGCUUGUAGCAGCUUUUCGGCAGCAGUCAGGUAUGUUGUUGUUUUUUUUUUUUAUCUCGUGGCAUGAGUUGAGCUAGAGCCGUGAGUUGAGCAUUGGCGUUACCCGAGGGGCCGGGUAAUGAGAAGCAUGAUGUUUAGCUACUCUCGCUCCGUCCCUAAUUGCGUACCAAAGACCGCGUGGCGCGCUGAGUGUGUCGUACUUCUGCUUUACUUGGCAUAUUUCAAUAAUCGGAAUUUGGAUGUUUGUGAACCGUUCUCGAAUCUUCCACGGCCGAAUCGCGAAUAAUCUAAAAAUCGGAAAUUUUGCACACCUCUAAUAAUAAUACUUAAUCCUGGUUUUAAAUGUUCUACAUAAGGAAUAACUUUUGUACACCACCAAACAACGCACAAUUUGACACGAAAAUACAUUUUACCGAAGUCGCUAAUUAUCAAUUUUUCAUUAUCAUCUUUCUCCAAUUAACACGACUUGAACCUACUGCUGGACAACUGAAAGACAAGAGCAAUGAACUAUCUCUCUUCCCCUCUCGCUGUAAAAAAAUAACUUGCGCACAGAAGAGAACCCAAAGCGCGACCGGCGGGUCCCUACCUGUCUCAUACACAAAUUUAUUUUCGAGUCUUUUGGAAAAAAAAGUGAAUCUCUCGCUCAGUAACCAGCUGCAACCAUCUUAUCGUUGUGCGUGCGUCCGUUAAAGGUGUCUGGGUGCCAGACGUGUCUUGAAUUUUCUAGAUAGAUAGAUAGAUGCCCAUCUACUAACAGCUGUCAUAAAGUUAUUAGGGAAAAUUGUUGUUGAACAUUUAUGAACCGUAAUCGAAUCAUCACGUGUCGAAUCGCGAUGCAUCUAAUAAUCGAUUUUUUUUGGCACACCCUUUAGUAGAGUCCGGAGUUACAAUAGUGACAUCUUAUGGACGGAUGAACAAUAUAUCAGUUUAGAAAGAAAUCAAACUUAAAAAGUAGUUGACUUAAGAUCAAGGAACAGAACACUCCCCGGCUGACCAGCCCUUAACUAACUUGUAUAAAUCGCUCCUAAAACAAACGAUGCAAUACAAUAAAUGCCUGCAGCAUAAGACACUCUAAAACAUAGGCAAAAGAAUAUGUGUAAAUGUUUUCUCUUUGUGAAAGUGCACUCCUGUGGAAAGAAACUUCAUCAUAUUCAAGUUCAAAGACUGAUAUUUAAGUUAAAAAUUACCCUGUGAGAAAUUUGUAGUUAAUUGAAAGUUCAUAUAAUUUAAAAAAUAAUCGAGAAGUUAAGAAAUUAAUUAUGCAAUUUUUUUUUACCCUUUCUAUUAGAAUAAUUGAAAUCGGGAAUCGUUUGGAAUCUGAAUCGAAACAUGGAAUCAAAAUCGGAACCGUUCAAAUUCAAACGAUGCCUAACCCUAAUCAAGACGUUUGCUCGGCAACGUUUUCAACGGAUCGAUUGUUUCCUUCAUUUUUUGCGACUGAAUUUUGGCUACCGAUCUGUUUUUUUUUUUUUUUUUUUUUUUUGUGAUUUAUUUUUUACUGAGUCGUUUUUGUACAGAUGUAUGAACAAGUAUCUGAACCUUUUGGAAUUUCUCACAUUUCUGCAUAAGAUCACCAUCAAAUGCGAUCUGAUCUUUGUCAAAAUCACACAGAUGAAAAAACUGUUUGCUUUAACUAAAACUACCCCAAACAUUUAUAGGUUUUCAUAUUUUAAUGAGGAUAGUAUGCAAACAAUGACAGAAGAAGGGAAAAUAAGUAAGUGAACAAUCACAUUUAAUAUUAAUAUCCCAGGAAUCUGACUGAACUCCAGAAGUUUUAGAGCGAGGAAUGGGCCAAGAUUAGUCCUGAUCGAUGUGCCAGACUGAUUUAAGUUGUGGUUGAAGUUAUUGCUGCCAAAAGGGUGAUGGUCACACUUAUUUUUCCUCCUUCUGUCAUUGUUUGCGUACUAUCCUCAUUAAAAUAUGAAAAACUACAAAUGUUUGGGGGGUUUUAGUUAAAGCAGACACUGUUUUUUCAUCUGUGUGAUUUUGACAAAGAUCAGGUUGCAUUUGAUGGUGAUUUUAUGCAGAAAUGUGAGAAUUUCCAAAAGGUUCAGAUACUUUUUCAUACCUCCGUUGCUGAUUUUUUUGUGAAAUUUAUUUUGUGGCUGAAUUUUGAUGCUGCAAAAACAAACAAAAAAAAAAACUGUUAGAAAUUCAAACGAAUGCUUCCGUAGGUCGAGUGCAUCCUUGGUUUCUGAAUGAAUGAGUAUGUGAAGACUAUGGCGGCGAUCGAACACUGUACCUUAGGUCACAGAUCACUAUGUACGGCCGUUAUGCUUUGCCCAUAACGCUGUGUAAAAAUGAAGAAUGCUAUUUUGUCCUGAA